GUCACUUUUGGGUGUUAUCCUUUUUUUCUCAUACAAACACCUGCAUGUGGGACCAAAUCAUACUACGAAGCGAGCGGGUGGCUCUCAGAUUUUCAACUCGCCAUGGCAGCUCUCCCUUCAUCAUCAAACGCCAUCAUCGCUUCUCGCAUUUCGUAUUUCUCCACUCCGACUCUGGUAACGCUGUCUUCUGCCGUCCCUUGCAUACGCCAUCACCUGGGUGUUUUUCCGGAAGUGGACUCAUUAGAUAGAAAAGUGCCAAAUCGGAGUAAAAUAUCAAAGAGUUAUGCUUGCAGUUCCAGGAAAAAUCUUUGUUGUGAUAAUGGAGAAACUUCUGUUCUGAAGAGUAAAGAUUUUGCAGUUCCCAGGAGAGGGGCAGUCGCCUUGAUUUUCUCAAGUUUCGUGCUAAGAAAUUCACUAGACACCUCACUUGCUCAAUCCAUUGGAUUUAGGGAGUACAUUGAUAACUUUAAUGGCUAUUCAUUCAUGUAUCCUCACAACUGGAUUCAAGUAAGAGGUGCUGGUGCUGACAUAUUCUUCAGGGAUCCUUAUGUUCUCGAUGUGAAUCUCUCCUUGGAGAUAUCCUCUCCUUCCUCCUCCAAGUAUCAAAGUGUAGAAGAUUUGGGCCCACCCCAAGAAGCUGCAAAGAAAGCACUUCGCCAGUAUUUGACAGAGUUCAUGUCCACUAGGCUUGGCGUCAGGCGUGAAUCAAGCAUUCUCUCCUCUUCUUCAAGAGUGGCAGAUGACGGGAGGUUGUACUAUCAAGUUGAGGUGAAUAUAAAGUCAUAUGCCAACA
Molecule: messenger RNA, 793 nt
Organism: Cuscuta europaea
Lineage: Eukaryota; Viridiplantae; Streptophyta; Magnoliopsida; Solanales; Convolvulaceae
Source: the annotation of a GenBank genome assembly